Messenger RNA from Cololabis saira (Pacific saury), 606 nucleotides. RefSeq names its product protein FAM237A-like. The record is from RefSeq and is a predicted model, not a curated record. The coding region runs from base 1 to 474 and encodes 157 amino acids. The transcript has 2 exons. Lineage: Eukaryota; Metazoa; Chordata; Actinopteri; Beloniformes; Belonidae.
AUGGUCCCAUUGACCAGUAACUUGGCCGCAGCCUCAGUGUUCGUGCUGACCUGCAUGUGCGUCCUGCCGCCGCUGCGGGGCCAGAAGCCGGGCCAGGUGGACCCGCUGACGGUCCCCCGCGCAGACCCGCAGUGCUGGGACUCCUCCUCGGCGCUGCUGCUGGAGAUGCGCUCCCCGCGCAUCGCGGACACGGUGCCCGCCUUCUGGGACCUCAUGGAGUCCCUGAAGACGUCGGACAACGGGAAGCACACGGCGCUGUUCUGGGACCUGGCCCAGGUGUUCUGGGACAUCUACCUGGACUGCGUCCUGUCCAGGAGCCACGGCCUGGGCCGCAGACACAUGACCUCAGUUCACUCCCUUUUUACUGACAGGUCAUUCAGGUUCAACACCUCAGGAGUGAACUCUCGCGCAUGGAUCAGUGUUAAAGUGAGACGCAGAGGACAGAUCACAACCCUGAAGACCGAACCAAAAUAAAACCCACCUCAACACAAAUAAUUAAAGAGGAUUUCUUUAUUUUACCACUAAUUGUGACAUCCUUACUCUUAGAUAUACAAGGUUCCCUGCUUUAACUUCACCAUAGACAUGUUUUUAAUUCAUGAUAAAUUA